AUGCCGAAGAUGUUUCCCAGAUGGCUUUUCCUGAUUUUUCUGAUUACUCCUACAAUUGUCAGCCUAGACGUCGUCGUCUUUCUUAUGGUCAUUGGAAAAAGCCAUUUCCAUUUUGUUUCUUCUCUCAUCGAAAGUCUCAACGAACGUGGGCACAAUGUGGUUAGUUUCCUUUUUUCUAUUACAUGAUUAAAAUCUCAAAGUGCAAAUUUAUACUAGAACUUCAAUUUAGCAAUUAAAAAACCAAAAAAAAAACUCCUAAUUUUAAUCUGUGUUCUUUCAAAAUUGGGACAAAUUUUCUUUUAGGACGUGAUAUUCGCUCGGCUGAACGAUGGGGUCAUCGGGAAUGGAUCUCUCAAGUUUCGUCGCAGCUUCGAAAUUAGUUUUGAAACACCUGGUUUGAUUUUUAUAAUUUUUUGAGUGGAUCUAGAAACAUGCAUUUUAGGGUACUACAGAAAAAAUACUGCUCAUCUGGAAGAAAUUUUUAUUGAAGAGCCGAAAAAAAUUGUCGAUCUGCAAAAUUACACAAGACUUGCCUACGAACUCUGUGAAUGUGGGUUUUUGAACAUUUUAAAUUUUUUUUUCUUGCUACUUUACUUUCAAAAAAGCUUUUAAUUAGUAUGAACAGAACUUGUCGUCAAGCGAGAAAUUGUAUGGGAACCGUCUGAAGAUAGAGUCAAGUAUUUUUUUUCUCGGAGUUUCCAAAGACGUCUUCGAGAAUGUCCAUUUGCUAAACUUUGAAAUUCUGAGACCCGAAAGCCAUCAUUUGAAAAUCGUAAGAGCCUUUGGAGCAUCUCAGCCUCUCUUGAUAGAUAAUCCCCCGAAAAUUCAACUUUCCGGGUCCCUUUCAAACAUAUGAGCACGUCUUCCAAAAAAAUAUUAUUUCGUUUUUUUUUAUCCGAAAUCAGUUGGUUUUUUCAAGGCGGCCUGAAAAAAGGCGGUGUUAUGGAAUUCCUUCGAGAAGGAAAAUAUGAAAUUGGAUUGACCAAUGACUACGACUCCUGCGGUCCGCUGCUUUUGAAGCAUGCCAACGUGCCUUCGAUCGUGAGUGAGUACAUUUUUCAGAGUUAAUGUAAGUGUUUGAUGCAGCCGACUUUUAGACUUUUAUACGGCUGCUGUGUUCAGUGAAAAGCAAAAAGAAGUAAUUUUGGGCCAGAAAAGUUCAUGCUUUCCCGGAAAGUUCGACGCCUCUGAACGCCCAAAAAGCGGUUUUGAAAAUAUAAAACUACAGUAGUUUGAAGGACUCAGCGUUUCGUUCUCUAAUUCCCUCGAACUCUCAUAAAUAUUGACUUUGCAGCUUUCACUCCCACUCCUCUUUUUCCCAACCAGCGAAUUUCCGCUGGACUUCCAACACCGGCUAGCGUCUUUCUGAGUCAGUUUUUUCGUGAAAUUAUUAUUUUAUAAGAUGGAGAAUUGCAGGUCCAUUGUCUCCUGAAACUGAUGGCGGGAUUUGGGACAGACUUUUUCAUCUUUUCAAAUCGGCUUAUUACCUCCAUGUUGUUUAUUCUGAAGACGCCAAUCGAAUGGUGAAUUUUCACCCAGAAUAAUGUUUGAGUUUUGAUUUUCAGAACGACCUGGGUAGAAGAUUUUUUGGGGAAGGAUUCAUUCCAAUCGAGAGAAUCAACCGCGAAAUCAGCUUGAUUUUUGUAAAUUCGAAUGAAAUUGUCGAAAAAGCAGUACCUAUCUCGUCUAAAAUUCGCUACAUUGGUGGCAUUGGAAAGACAAACUCAAAGCCGCUGAACAAGGUUUAGACCGGUUUUUUUCAUGUUUCAAUGGAUUUGAAACAGGAAUUCGACGAGAUUUUGAGCAUUUCUUCAACGGGAACUGUUAUUUUCUCUUUCGGCACUCAGGUUUCAAUGUUUUCUACAAAAAUUUCAGUUUAUUCAACCCUACGAAUACUUUCAAAAUAUUUCAAAACACAUAUUUACGUCCUGAAUUGAGAUGCUUUUUGAUUUUCACGGCCGUUUUCAAGAAAUCGUCUUUGGAAAAGAUUGAUUUAGGGUUAUAUGACCCAAAAUUCGUGGAAAGUGGGAAGAUUUGAGAGAAAUUCCUUCCUUAUACAUUUUGGAAAUAGUUUAUUUCAGGUCGCAACAGCAGCCAUUCCAUUUUCGAUACGUCAAAAUUUCGUGAGAGCUUUCCAAGAAUUUCCCGACGUCACGUUCCUCUGGAAGUACGAUGUGACAGAAGAUGACUCGAAGCUGUUUGAAGGCGUCAAAAACGUCCACCUGAAGUCUUGGCUGCCUCAGACUGACAUACUCCGUAACUUAACACAAUUAUGUCUCUAUAAAACGUAUUUCAGAUGAUGAGAGAGUGAUCGGAUUUGUCAGUCACAUGGGACUCAACUCAUUUCUGGAAACUUCAGCAGCUGGAGUUCCGACGCUGGCGAUUCCUCUAUUUGUUGAUCAAAGGCAUAAUGCACUAAAUGGUCUUUUUAUUCUUCAUCUGAUUCAAGCUAUCAAUUUUAUUCUUAGCGGCUGAGCGAGGAACAUCGAUCAUCGUCAAAAAACAUGAACUGACUUUUGAAAAAAUCAAGAUAGCUCUAGAAAAGCUUAUAAGAGAUCCGAGGUUUUCUCUAAUAUCACAAAUAUUGAUUUUUCAAAUCUUUUUAGUUACAAAAGAAACGCAAAACGAGUGGCGUCUAUGAUAAAAACGAAGCCUAACAGUGGAAAAGAAAGCUUCAUCGAAUGGUUCGAGUUUGCCGCCGCAAAUCCAGAGCUUCACCAGGUCAGAUCGCCUUCAUUUCCAACAAUGUGAAGUCUUUUUCAGAUUUUCGAUCUCCCAGGGUCCAACAUGUCGAUUUUCUUUUAUUAUUGCAUAGAUAUUGCCCUAGUUUUUUUUGCUUCUCUUCAUAGUCAUACUGCUCAUCGUAUCGAAAACCUUCAAGACAAUCAGGAAACGUUUUGA
Caenorhabditis auriculariae is the source of this 2901-nucleotide messenger RNA. Lineage: Eukaryota; Metazoa; Nematoda; Chromadorea; Rhabditida; Rhabditidae. The record is from the annotation of a GenBank genome assembly.